UCUUUUUCCAGUCAGGUCAAUUCAGUGAAGAUAUGAUCCCUACCGUGGGCUUCAACAUGAGAAAAGUUACGAAGGGUAAUGUUACAAUAAAGAUUUGGGAUAUAGGAGGGCAACCGCGAUUCCGAAGCAUGUGGGAACGAUAUUGCAGAGGAGUUAAUGCUAUUGUCUACAUGGUAGAUGCUGCAGAUCGUGAAAAAAUAGAAGCCUCUCGAAAUGAGCUGCACAAUCUUCUAGAUAAGCCACAGUUACAAGGAAUCCCUGUUCUAGUACUUGGAAAUAAGAGAGACCUUCCUAAUGCUUUGGAUGAGAAACAGCUAAUUGAAAAGAUGAACCUUGCUGCUAUUCAGGACAGAGAAAUCUGCUGCUACUCAAUUUCUUGCAAAGAGAAAGAUAAUAUAGAUAUCACGCUUCAGUGGCUUAUUCAGCAUUCAAAAUCUAGAAGAAGCUGAAGUCUUCCUGGAAUCUCCAGUACCAGUUGGCCAUAAUCUCAAUUGUCCACUUCCCUCCAUAAUGAGAUAUUACCCAAAAAUCCUGUAUCAAGAAUCUGCCUUUUCACGGUUCAUUUCUCAUGUGCACUGCUGAAGACUUGUAUUCCUAUUCUGUCACAAAACAACUAGAGUUGUCAUGAUAAAGUCAGCACAAAUAUUUAUUUUACAACCAUCUGUGGUGGGAGGGUUGUGGGGGGGCUUUUUAAAAAGAAAAAAUAUCUCUCUACCAUGUCAACUAUGAUGGUACACUCUGUUCUGGUUUUUCAGGGCCAGGUUUUUAUAUGAUUUUCAGCAAGUGUUUUAUUUCUAGUGUUUAGUGGCUUGAAGGUGCUGAUGCUUGACAGCAUUAAGAUUCUGUAAGAUGCCACAUACAGUAGUUAGAAAACAUUUAAGCGUGAGUUGUGGGAUACUGAUUUAUCUCACAAAUGCAUGUGAUGUGUGUAUGUAAGCAGAGAAAUGGAAACUGUUUGCAGAGGGGAGCACAAGGCAUAGAUCAGCAUCACUAAUCUACAGCUGAGAUCUUAAUCCUUUCACUCGAAAAAAAGAAAACUCAUGAUGAAUUAGGGAAGAGUCAACUGUUUAAAAUCAUUUUGUUGCUUCUGUUUAACAUUUGUGUGGGGGAUGGGAAUGGACUGUUCUGUCAAGCUUUCAAAAAUUGGAGUAUUCCAGCAUGAAAACAAAUUGCUAGGAACAUCAGACUUUGUUCAAAUACGUUUUUCUAUCUACAGAUACUAGCGGUCUCUCUCUGAAACCAGAACACACAUUCUGAGCAGCUGCAUGACACUUCAAUUACUGAUGUUUUCUUAGGGAGUCAGUUGUUGACCUUCAGCACAAUAUCUGCGUUAUUGUCUAGUGUCUCUCCUGCUCAUGGAAUGGCUGGGCACAGUUUUACCUGGUGCUAUGGAAUAUCUGGGCUAUUGUGACAACUCUAGACCUGCCUGCUUUCUUGAUGUAACCAUGUGCAAAGUCUGUAAGCUGCAAGAUGAAACGUUCUGCUGCGGCAAAGCACAAGAGAGCCACCGAAUCGAUCCUGUUUCUUGACUAGCUCCUGCAGUAUAGGGAAGUAUGUGUAAACUAAAGAUUGUAAUGUUUUUGUAGCUUUACUUUCUCAGUGACUUCAGUAUAUUUAAAGGGACAGACUUGUUAAGACUGGUUUGUUCAUACAGUAACGUCAGUGUAGCUUCCUAGUGUGUGCAAAUACACGGUACACCUGCUUGUGUCGCCUCACACCGUGUGUGAUUCUUCACCUCAAUGUGGUUUGCAUUACGUCGGAGUCCUUGGUUGGAAACACUCGUUAGUCCCUGUGGGUUAUGACAAGCCAGUUUUAAUUUAGCCUGCCACGGCCUUACUGUUCUGUACCACCCGUCGCACUGUUGCACAGACACUACGUGCUGCCUGCAUUCAGUCUGAACCUGCAUUUUAACUUUUUGUCCCCUUUCAGUUCUCUGAAGCAUGAUUUCAAUUAAUUCAUACUCUGGUGCUGUAGAGGAGAGGGUAUAUUAACUUGCUACUGUAGUCCCUAGUUCACCAGGAACUGCUACAGUUACUUUUAUUUAGCAAACUUGCUUGUGCCUAAAAUAAGGAAACUAAACUAGAAUGUGUGAAUCUUUGUGGGGGACCAGGUCACUGUUUAGUUAACUGGCCUAUAGCUAAACUUGAUGUGUUUGGUGUUUAUAUACUUCACUGCUUUCAGCGUUUAUGGCAUCCAAACACUACCAAUUGUUAACCUGUGCAUUACUCUCUGCAUGUGAACAACUUAUACAAUUACUGAACUUUGUAAAUACGUGAAUUUUUUUAUUUAGGUGGAUGCAUAUGUUGGUUUACUGCUCUUCAGCUUUACUCAAUAAACUUAUGUUUUGAGGGUUGUAUUGACACUU
Leptosomus discolor (cuckoo roller) is the source of this 2365-nucleotide messenger RNA. NCBI's taxonomy places the organism in Eukaryota, Metazoa, Chordata, Aves, Leptosomiformes, Leptosomidae. The record is from RefSeq and is a predicted model, not a curated record.